GUGUCUCUCCACGCCACGGCGAUUCGGCGAACGGCGGCUCACGCGGCCUCACCCCACUCGUCGUCUUCCCCCUCCUUCCCGCCGUCGUGGAGAGGAGGUCCCCGCGGCUGGCGCCCGCCGCUUCCUGACGGUUCGGCCCUCCAGCUUCGCCGUGAGUUCACCUCGGGUUCGGAGGGAGCAGGGCCGGCUGCCGCGAUGUUCUCCAGGAUCUCCCAGCUAGGGGCGCGGCUCCUGCGCGAGGCCAAGGCCGAGACGAGAGCUGGAAACUUGCUCAGCAGUCGAGGCAGUUUGUAUCAAGGUCAUGUCAGCCAGCAUUUGACUCCAGUUGUAACUCCUACUGUACAAUCAUCGAGGAACGUCCUCUUUUCAACUGCAACAAGUGGUGAUAAGGAUGAAAGCAGUCAGGAGAAGGAGAAAAUUUCUGUAACAUUUGUCAACAAGGAUGGCUCAGAAAAGACGAUCAGUGUGCCCAUUGGAAUGUCCAUGUUAGAAGCUGCUCACGAAAAUGACAUAGAGCUUGAAGGAGCAUGUGAAGGCUCACUUGCUUGUUCUACUUGCCAUGUAAUAGUUAUGGAUGUAAAUGAUUAUAAUAAGUUAGAAGACCCAACAGAUGAAGAAAAUGAUAUGCUUGACCUUGCAUUUGGGCUCACAGAAACAUCGCGGCUUGGCUGCCAAGUGAUCGCGAAGCCGGAGCUUGAUGGCAUGCGGCUGGCGUUACCUGCAGCCACAAGGAACUUUGCGGUGGACGGCUAUGUACCAAAACCACACUGAAGAGGCUGUCAUCUACGGGGACACGGAUUCUUACAGCAGAGUCAAUUUUGUAGCCUACAAUCUGUAACUUGAUGAUAGCUUUGGACUUUCUUGUUGAGUGAGGAUUCGUUCGUGGACGAGCUCCUUGGUUACUUGCAGAGACCAGUGUUUCAUCUGGUCGAAUAAACAUCUCCGUUCUGUAUGAGCGUACUCGAAAACUUGUGCAUCAUAUUAUUUCCCAA
Messenger RNA from Panicum hallii, 992 nucleotides. RefSeq names its product 2Fe-2S ferredoxin-like. Gene Ontology annotation, cellular component: mitochondrion. NCBI's taxonomy places the organism in Eukaryota, Viridiplantae, Streptophyta, Magnoliopsida, Poales, Poaceae. Gene Ontology annotation, biological process: P450-containing electron transport chain. The coding region runs from base 196 to 771 and encodes 191 amino acids. Gene Ontology annotation, molecular function: 2 iron, 2 sulfur cluster binding. The transcript has 8 exons. The record is from RefSeq and is a predicted model, not a curated record.